Oncorhynchus tshawytscha (Chinook salmon) is the source of this 1414-nucleotide messenger RNA. RefSeq names its product catechol O-methyltransferase domain-containing protein 1-like. The transcript has 7 exons. Lineage: Eukaryota; Metazoa; Chordata; Actinopteri; Salmoniformes; Salmonidae. Bases 67 to 810 code for a protein of 247 amino acids. Gene Ontology annotation, molecular function: O-methyltransferase activity; S-adenosylmethionine-dependent methyltransferase activity. The record is from RefSeq and is a predicted model, not a curated record.
CCCACAUUCCUUCAAUACAGUCUCUUUGGUGUUCACUCUAUAUAGCUGAAUAGACACACUUCCAAAAUGGCUCCAGAUAUCAAGAUGUAUUUCUGCAUUCAGCUUGUUCUUGCACUAACAGGCACAGGAAUAGGAUCUGCCCUGCCAGGUAAGAGCCACAGUGGAGGGAAGAACAACCCAGUGCUGCAGUAUGUCGUGAACAACUCACUGAGAGAACAUCCUGUCAUGACCAAACUCAGACUGAAAACCCUUGAGGACCCAUGGAGCAUCAUGCUGGUUGCUAGUGAACAAGCACAACUGAUGGCAAAUCUGGCCAAACUGAUCAAUGCCAGCAAAACCAUUGAAAUUGGGAUGUACACAGGGUACAACACCCUGAACAUGGCGUUGGUUGUACCAGAGAGUGGUCAAGUGGUAGCAUGUGAAAUAGACGACGAAUACGUGAACAUUGCUAAACCUUUCUUUAAAGAGGCCGGAGUCGAGGAUAAAAUUACUGUCCAUCUUCAAAUGUGUAUAAAAACACUGGAUGAGUUGAUAGCUGCUGGGGAAGCUGGCACCUAUGACUUUGUGUUCAUCGAUGCAGAUAAAAGGAACUAUGACAGAUAUUACGAGAAGUCUCUUGAGCUUGUGAGACAAGGGGGCAUCAUUGCCAUCGAUAAUGUACUCUGGAGUGGUAAAGUGGUGGACCCUGCUCCUGAUGACCUGACCUCCCAGGCUCUGGACAAGCUCAACAAGAAACUACACACAGACCAGAGGAUCGAUCUGAGCAUGCUCACUGUGGGUGACGGACUCACCCUGGCUAUCAAACGCUAACGAUAACCCAUGCUAACUCAUACUAACCCGUGAUGACAAAUUGUCAAAAAAAAAGUGAGAUUCACUUUUUACUUGAAAUUCAAAAGCAUAUCAACCUCUGUCUCAGUAAGAGCUAAAUAACUACCUUUUACUCACAGAGAUUUUUUUUUUCAGGGUGUGACUAAAAUAAUUUUUUAUUAGAUUUAAAUUGAGUACAGGCUUAACUGAAUGACAACAGAAUACCAUAUGGUAGUUUUGGGGUAGGCCUCGUCUCAGAGGAAUGCUCCCCAGAACCAGAUGCUGAUAACAGAUUGCCCUAUGCUGGACAGCUGGCAUCAAAACCCUCCAGCUGGGAGAAGAGGGAUCUGAUGACGGGUCUCCAGGUUACAUGCUGGUGGAGAGGUGGGAGGUCUUUGGAAGACUUUUGCUCCAAAAUAUCAAGUGAGACACAAGGGGUGAGUUGACAUACUCCCCUGGAUUUAUGCCCAUUGGUUGACAGAAAGGGAAGUGAUUAUUGCACGAGUGAGCACAUAGGUUAAUCAGCAGGCAUGGUGGAAAUGCAUUAGUGUGCCAUGCUCAUUGGCAGAAGUUAAUAGGUGAAGGACAUUCCACCCGCUUGCUAAUG